Drosophila rhopaloa is the source of this 888-nucleotide messenger RNA. Its product is annotated as probable transcriptional regulatory protein MYPU_6240. The record is from RefSeq and is a predicted model, not a curated record. The coding region runs from base 53 to 862 and encodes 269 amino acids. NCBI's taxonomy places the organism in Eukaryota, Metazoa, Arthropoda, Insecta, Diptera, Drosophilidae. The transcript has 4 exons. Gene Ontology annotation, cellular component: mitochondrion.
AUCUGGUCACACCAUUUCACAGUUUAGAUCACAACAUUAGACUAAAUUGAAGAUGUUACGAAAUGUGUGCACAUUUUUCACGCAUUUCGGAAAAUGCGCAUUUCAAGCAAACCAGCCCUUCCGUGGCAUGGCCGGCCAUUCAAAAUGGGCCAAUAUUAAGCAUACUAAAGCCCUGAAAGACGGGGCCAGAGCGACACUAUUUGCAAAGAUUUCACGGCAAAUCAGGAUGGCCAUUCAGGAGGGAAACUCUGCGGAUCCCGCACUAAAUUCUCUUCUGCGGACAGAAGUAGAAAGGGCCUUGAAGCAAAACAUGCCCAGCGGUACAAUACAAAACACUCUAAACAAAUUUAAAUCUAGUAAAAUUCAACUCAAGAAGUACCGGCUGGACAUCCGUUACAAAAGGAUCGUAUACUUGAUAUGCAUUUUUUAUACAGACAACUUUUCUGGAGUGAAAAUGGACGCGACACCAAUGAUAAAGAAAUCCGGAGCCGAAUUCAUGGAUGUAGGAAAUCUGUUUGAGGACUUUGGCUUGAUAGAAACUCGGUAUGAUACAUCGAAACUUCUUAACGGGCCCAGUUUAGAAGAUAAAGCCACUAAUGAUGCGAUAGAGCUUGGAGCGGAAGAGAUCGAAGUAGUUGACAAUGCCGAAGGCUCAGUUAAUUUCCUUUGUAGUCCUGUUGUUUUAACUUCUCUAAGUAGAAACUUGGAAAAAGCUGGAUACACGAUAGAAAAUAGUGAACACAUCUUUUCUCCCUUGAAUGUGGUGCAAUUAUCGGCAGAAGAACAAAAGGCUUAUAACGUGUUCAUAGAAAAGCUGAGAAACAUACCUGGUUUAGAGGAUAUCUAUGACAAUGUUGAAUAAAAAUAAACUUGUUGAAUGAAACUUUU